CGGGACAGCCCUGGCAGAGUCGGGCGGCGGCGCCCUCCCGGGUCCUGGCGCAGCGGCAGCCGGCGGGAGCCGGAAAGGUAGCAUGGCCCGGGGCUGCCCGCGCCUCUGGGUCCUGGUGGUCCUGAGCGCCAGCUGGGCGGGCUGGGCGCGCCCCGGGGCCGACGCCGCGCAGCUGAGGCAGUUCUACAUAGAUUAUUUUCCAAUAGAAAUUGUUCAGAUCAAAAUAUACAUACCUCAGUAUGACUAUCCAAUACACAUGGUAAAACAUAUCAGGAAACACACUGCUCUUGAAAUUACUCCACAUCAAAGACUGAUUUUUCUUAUUUUGUAUUUUAUUUCCAGUUUGAAUCCUUUGGCAACUUCUUUUAAGAAAAUUGUCUACAGAGAGUAUGAAGCAUAUUUUAAGAAAGAAAAGCCACGAUCUAGCAUUUCAGGACUUCUUGGGCCUACUUUAUAUGCUGAAGUCGGAGAUAUCAUGAAAGUUCACUUUAAGAAUAAGGCAGACAAGCCCUUAAGUAUCCAUCCUCAAGGAAUUAAGUACAGUAAAUUAUCGGAAGGUGCUUCCUACACUGACCACACCUUCCCUGUGGAGAAGAUGGAUGAUGCUAUAGCUCCUGGCCAAGAAUAUACCUAUGAGUGGACUAUCAGUGAGGACAGUGGACCCACACAAGAUGACCCUCCGUGCCUCACACACAUCUACUACUCCCAUGAAAAUCUGACACAGGACUUCAACUCUGGGCUGAUUGGACCUCUGCUUAUCUGUAAAAAAGGCACCCUAACUGAGGACGGGACUCAGAAGAUGUUUGACAAGCAACUUGUGCUGCUGUUUGCUGUGUUUGAUGAAAGCAAGAGCUGGAGCCCGUCAUCAUCCCUAAUGUACACAGUCAAUGGCUACAUGAAUGGAACAAUGCCAGAUAUAAUGGUUUGUGCCCAUGACCACAUCAGCUGGCAUCUAAUUGGAAUGAGCUCUGGGCCAGAAAUGUUCUCCAUUCAUUUCAAUGGUCAGGUCCUGGAGCAGAACCAUCACAAAGUGUCGGCCAUCACUCUCGUCAGUGCUACAUCCACUACCGCAAACAUGACUAUGAGCCCAGAGGGAAAGUGGAUCGUAUCUUCUCUCACCCCAAAACACUUGCAAGCUGGGAUGCAGGCUUACAUUGACAUUAAAAACUGCCCAAAGAAAACCAGGAAUCCUAAGAAAAUAACUCGUGAGCAGAGGCGGCACAUGAAAAGAUGGGAAUACUUCAUUGCUGCAGAGGAAGUCAUCUGGGACUACGCGCCUAUAAUACCAACGAAUAUGGACAAAAAAUACAGGUCUCUGCACUUGGAUAAUUUCUCAAACCAAAUUGGAAAACAAUAUAAGAAAGUUAUUUACAGACAAUAUGAAGAUGAGUCCUUCACCAAACGUAUAGACAGACCCAGUAUCAAAGAAGAUGGGAUUUUGGGUCCUGUUAUCAGAGCCCAGGUCAGAGACACUCUCAAAAUCGUGUUCAAAAAUUCGGCCAGCCGCCCCUAUAGCAUUUACCCUCACGGAGUGACCUUCUCUCCUUAUGAAGAUGAAGUCAACUCUUCCUCCAUUUCAGGUAGAAGUAACACCAUGAUCAGAGCAGUUCAGCCAGAAGAAACUUACACUUAUAAAUGGAACAUCCUAGAGUUUGAUGAACCCACAGAAAACGAUGCCCAGUGCUUAACAAGACCAUACUACAGUGAUGUUGACAUGAUGAGAGACAUUGCCUCUGGUCUAAUAGGACUACUUCUGAUUUGUAAGAGCAGAUCCCUGGAUAUGCGAGGCAUACAGAGGGCAGCAGACAUUGAACAGCAGGCUGUGUUUGCUGUGUUUGAUGAGAACAAGAGCUGGUACAUUGAGGACAACAUCAACAAGUUUUGUGAGAAUCCUGAUGAGGUGAAACGUGACGACCCCAAGUUUUAUGAAUCAAACAUCAUGAGCACUAUCAAUGGCUAUGUGCCUGACAGCAUACACACUCUAGGGUUCUGCUUUGAUGACACGGUUCAGUGGCACUUCUGCAGUGUGGGGACUCAGGAUGACAUUUUGACCAUUCACUUCACUGGGCACUCAUUCAUCUAUGGAAAGAGACAUGAGGACACCUUGACCCUCUUCCCCAUGCGUGGAGAAUCUGUGACUGUCACAAUGGAUAACGUUGGAACUUGGCUGUUAACCACCAUGAAUUCUAAUACAAGAAGCAAAAAUCUAAGGCUGAGAUUCAGAGAUGUUAAAUGUAUCCGCAAUGAGGGUGAAGACUCAUAUGAGAUGUAUGCACCUCCAGCAUUUUCAGGCAUGGCUACACGGAAAAUGCAUGAUUCUUCAGAAAAUGAAGAUACAAAGGAUAAUAGUGAAUAUGAUUACCAGGACUUACUGGCUUCAGUAUUAGGAAUUAGGUCAUUCAGAAACUCAUCAUUGAAUUGGGAGGAAGAUGAGUUCAAUCUUACUGCCCUAGCUCUAGAGAACAGCUCUGAAUUCAUUCCCCCAAGUACAGAUACAGCUGAUCGUUCAAAUUCUUCUUCCCCAAGUAAUAUUAGCAGGCUCAUUAUUAGCAACUCCACUGAACCUCAGAAAACACUUCAUUACCCAGGAACCACUACAGCUGGCCCCCAAUGGGGGCCCCUCGUUGACUUAGACAACAAUUCAGUGCUUAACUCUUCCACAGCAGAGCAUUUUAACCCUUAUUCUGAAGACCCUGUAGAUGAUCCUCUACAGUCAGAUGUCAUGGGGAUAAGCCUACUUCCACUUGCUCUAGGAAGAUUCACAAGGCAAGAACAAGCAAAACAUAAGGAACCCAGGAAGGAAAAAGACCAGGCAGAAAAGCACAGGUUCUCCUGGAUGGAAUCACCAGCACAUGAAAUGGGGAGCCAUUUAAGCCAAAGCAGUAAUUCUCCUCCCAGAAUGCAGCCCUGGGAGGACCUUUCUGGUGAUCUGUUACUUUUAAAACAAAAGAAUCCAUCUAAGAUUUUGAAUGAUAAAUGGCAUUUGGUUUCUGAGAAAGGUAGCUAUGAAAUAAUACAAGAUACUGAUAAAGACAAGGCUUUUAAUAAGCUGCUGACCAACCCCCAGAAUGCCUCAAGUUCUUGGGGAGAAAGCACUCCUCUUACAAAUAAACCUGGAGAGCAAAGUGGUCGCCCAGAGCUUUCUAGAGUUAGGCAUACAUCUCUACAAGUAACACAGAAUGGAGGAAAUCGUGGAUUGAAGAAAAGCCCCUUUUUCAUUAGGACACGAAAAAAGAAAAAGGAAAAGUCUGUUCCUUUAUCUCCAAGGAGCUUUAACCCGCUAAGAAGUGAGGCCUCUGCCACGUUUUCAGACAGAAGACUGGGUCAUUCAUUGUUAUUCCAUAAGUCCAAUGAAACAUCUCUUUCCAUAGACCUCAAUCAGACACUGCCCACAAUAAGCCUUGGCCUGAUAGCCUCACUUCCUGACCAUAAUCAGGACCUCCCAAAGAAUGCUGGUCAGACAAACUCCUCUCCUGGAUUUUAUCAGACGGUGUCCCCAGAGGAACACUAUCAAACAUUCCCCAUUCAAGACCCUGAUCAAAUGCUUUCUACUACAGACCCCAGGUCCAGGUCCUCUCCUCCAGGGCUUGACCAGAUGCUCACGUAUGACCUAAGUCUCAAGCCCUUCUCUGUUGACAUUGGUCAAAUGUCCCCUUCUUCAGAACAUAAAGUGUGGCAGGCAACUGUCUUUCCAGAUCUUAGACAGACAACCCUUUCCCCAGACCUCAGUCAGAUGCCCCUUUCUCCAGACCUCAGUCACACAAGCCUUUCUCCAGACCUCAGUCAGGAAAACCUUUCCCCAGACUUUAGUCAGAUUCCCCUUUCCCCAGAUCUCCACCAGAUGGCGCCCUUUCCAGACCUUGGUCAGAUGCCCCUCUUUCCAGAACUCAGUGAGACAACCCCUUCCCCAGACCUAGGUCAAAUACACUUUUCCCCAGACCUCAACCAGAUGACCCUUUCUCCAGAUCUUGGUGAGGCAAACCUUUCCCCAGACUUUAGUCAGAUACCCUUUUCCCCAGACCUCAGCCAAGUGACUCUCUCUCCAGACAUCAGUCAGGUGACACUUCGUCCCGAUCUCAAGCAGACAUCGCCUCCUCCUGACCUUGAUCAGACAUCCUACCCUUUUGAGUCUAAGCAGUCAUUGCCUCUUCCAGAAUCUAGUGAGACUGUUCCUUACCCAGACCUUGAUCAGAUGCCAUCUCCACCAUCAUCUCCUACACUUAAUGAUACUUUUUUAUCAGAGAAGUUUAAUCCAGUGGUGAUAGUAGGCCUCAGUAAAGAUGGUGAAGAUUACAUUGAGUUUAUUCCAAGGCCAGAUGACCACAGCAGUGAAGAAGACGAAGUUAAAACUGAUUAUGUGUCCUAUGAUGACCCCUACAAAACUGAUACUAGGACAGACACCAACUCCUCCAGAAAUCCUGACAACAUUGCAGCAUGGUACCUCCGCAGCAACAAUGGAAACAGAAAAAAGUAUUACAUUGCUGCCGAAGAAAUAUCCUGGGAUUAUUCAAAAUUUGUACAACGUGAAAUAGAUAAUGAAGACACUGAUGAUAUUCAAAAAAACACCAUAUAUAAGAAAGUAGUUUUUCGAAAGUACCUUGACAGCACUUUCACCAAACGUGAUCCUCAGGGGGAAUAUGAAGAGCAUCUUGGCAUUCUUGGACCUAUUAUUAGAGCAGAAGUGGAUGAUGUUAUCCAAGUUCACUUUAAAAACUUAGCAUCCAGACCUUAUUCUCUUCAUCCCCAUGGGCUUUCCUAUGAAAAAUCAUCAGAGGGAAAGACAUAUGAAGAUGAUUCUCCUGAGUGGUUUAAGGAAGACAAUGCUGUUCAGCCAAACAGCAGUUAUACGUACGUAUGGCACGCCACCGAGCGAUCAGGGCCAGAGAGCCCUGGCUCUGCCUGUCGGGCCUGGGCCUACUACUCAGCAGUGAACCCGGAAAAAGAUAUCCACUCAGGCCUGAUAGGUCCCCUUAUGAUCUGUCGAAAAGGAACACUUCAUAAAGAGAGCAACAUGCCUGUGGACAUGAGAGAAUUUGUCUUACUUUUUAUGGUCUUUGAUGAAAAGAAGAGCUGGUACUAUGAGAAGAAGUCCAAAAAGUCUUGGAGUCUCACAUCCUCGGAAGUAAAAAACUCCCAUGAGUUUCAUGCCAUUAAUGGGUUGAUUUACAACUUGCCGGGCCUGAGGAUGUACGAGCAAGAGUGGGUGAGGUUACACCUGCUGAACAUAGGCGGCUCUCAAGACAUCCAUGUGGUUCACUUUCAUGGUCAGACCUUGCUGGAAAAUGGCAAUCAGCAGCACCAGUUAGGCGUCUGGCCCCUUCUACCUGGUUCAUUUAAAACUCUUGAAAUGAAGGCAUCAAAACCUGGCUGGUGGCUCCUAAACACAGAGGUUGGAGAAAACCAGAGGGCAGGGAUGCAAACACCAUUUCUUGUCAUAGACAGAGAAUGUAAGAUGCCAAUGGGACUAAGCACUGGUAUCAUAUCUGAUUCACAGAUCAAGGCUUCGGAGUAUCUGGGUUAUUGGGAACCCAGAUUAGCAAGAUUAAACAAUGGUGGAUCAUAUAAUGCUUGGAGUGUAGACAGACUUGCAGUAGAAUUUGCUUCUAAACCUUGGAUCCAGGUGGACAUGCAAAGGGAAGUUGUGCUCACAGGGAUCCAGACCCAAGGCGCCAAGCACUACCUGAAGUCCUGCUAUACCACAGAGUUCUAUGUGGCCUACAGCUCUGACCAGACCAACUGGCAGAUCUUCAAAGGGAACAGCACAAGGAAUGUGAUGUAUUUUGAUGGCAAUUCAGAUGCCUCUACAAUAAAGGAGAAUCAGUUUGAUCCACCUAUUGUGGCUAGAUAUAUUAGGAUCUCUCCAACUAGAUCCUAUAACAGACCUACCCUUCGAUUGGAGUUACAAGGCUGUGAGCUUAAUGGAUGCUCCACACCACUGGGUAUGGAAAAUGGAAAGAUAGAAAAUAAGCAAAUCACAGCUUCCUCGUUUAAAAAAUCUUGGUGGGGAGACUUCUGGGAACCGUCCUACGCCCGUCUUAAUGCCCAGGGACGUGUGAAUGCCUGGCAAGCCAAGGCAAACAACAACAAACAGUGGUUACAAAUUGAUCUACUCAAAAUCAAGAAGAUAACUGCAAUUGUAACUCAGGGCUGCAAGUCUCUGUCCUCUGAAAUGUAUGUGAAGAGCUAUACCAUCUACUACAGUGAUCAGGGAGUGGAAUGGAAACCUUACAGGCAGAAGUCCUCAAUGGUGGAUAAGAUUUUCGAAGGAAACAGUAAUACCAGAGGACAUGUGAAAAACUUUUUCAAUCCCCCAAUCAUGUCCAGGUUUAUCCGUAUCAUUCCUAAAACAUGGAAUCAAAGCAUUGCACUUCGCCUAGAACUCUUUGGCUGUGAUAUCUACUAGAAUUGAAUAUUAAAAAAGACAAGAGACUCUUUAGAAUGGGCAGUGUAUUUUAUGGCUAUUUUAAAUGUUAACAAUUUUCUACUAUUUCUCCUUUUUCUAUUAUAGAAUAAAAUUUUAUAUGAGAAGCUUGUAUAAGGUAACUCCUUACCAUUAAGUGAGAUGGUGGCUAUUUUUCUGCACUAAUUUCAAUAUUAAUUAAAAUAGAUUAAGAACCAACAAGAAAAUGGCAUAUCUUUCACAAUGAUUAAAAAUGCUACAAAGUAA
Molecule: messenger RNA, 6667 nt
Organism: Carlito syrichta (Philippine tarsier)
Lineage: Eukaryota; Metazoa; Chordata; Mammalia; Primates; Tarsiidae
Gene: F5
Product: coagulation factor V
Molecular function (GO): copper ion binding
Source: RefSeq, a predicted model, not a curated record